UUCAGAGGAAUUCAGAGGCUCUGAAAUAAUCCCAUUCUGUUGCAACAGGAAGCAGGGGGGCUGUCUUUUUUCCUGCUAGUUAUUUGAAAUAGAGAUGUAGAAAUUAGGAAAGAGGCUUCAGACCCCCUUACAAUUGAGGACCCAAGUUUGACAGAUCUUUAAGAGCGAGAGGUCAAAAUUAUCUCCCUGAAAUGUCGUUCCACAAGACAACCAAAUCUUUGGCAAAAAAACUGAACCCAGAAGGAGAUUUGAUCCCAGUACGCAGCAUUAUAGACAAUGACCACUAUCGGCCUCUUUGCCUGCUUUACAGAAAGGCAAAUUCUUCAUGGUGGAAGACUAAGUCUUUUCGUAAAUCUGAAUAUAAAUUAACAGAUGUUCUUUGUUUUGGCGAUCAUGCUAUAAAAUUAGAUGUCAAAGAUGGAGGCCAAUUUGACAUUGAGGAUCGGGUAGAUGGAACACUGCAAGGAGAAUUUUCUGGACGCGAUAUAGCCCCCAUAGAAGCAAAAACCAAUUCUAUUAUAACCCAUGUGAUGUCUGUGAAGGUGAAAAAGAUACAAUUAUGUCCUACCAUCCUCAACUCUGUGAAAAAGGUAAAAAUCAACAUGGAUCAUGAGUUCAUUAAACAAUCAAAGAAGCAUGACUACAACCUAUACAUUGUGACUGAAGCAAUAGAGGCUGUGGAAGAAGCACACUUUGAGGAAUCCAGUGAAAUGGAAGGCAGCAUCUUUUACGAAGCCUAUGUCAAAAUGGGGCUGAAGGGUUCCAGCAAGAGUAAGAAGGCAAUUCAUAUCCCAAAAUCUUGCAUUCUGGCAUUUAGGGCCAAGAAAUUACAAGUAGCAAAGGAAUCAUUAGGUAUUUCCUACUAUUCAGAUGAAAAAUCAGGAACUUGGUUUUCUUCGGGUAUCAAAACAGCUACAAGUUCUGUGGUCUGUGAUGGCAAAAUUUACAACUCUGUUCCCCAAGUAAGAAUAAAACCAGAGCCAGAAACUUGCACAUUGAGCAGUAAGGAAAACAUGUGGAUGGAGGUUCAAGUGGAAUGUGAACAGUUCUCAUUCUUAUCUGCAAAGUUGCGUGGUUUGUUUCUAUCUGGCUUUGUGGCUGUAAUGAGGAACAAGGAUCUUCUACAAAAGCUAGCAUUCCAGCUGGAGGAGGCGCUUCAAGUCUCUGGCCAAUGCAAAUUGAAGGCAGACGAGCCAGAAUUGCAAAAUCUGGUGGAGAAUCUACAAGAUUGCAGUGGAGUCAUCAUCACUGAACUUGCAGAGGCAGUUGUCUAUUUUCUUGAAGCCUUAGAUGAACUGCAAGAACAACAAUUGAUGCUCUUGGAAGAAUCUGUGGGGAAAAAUAUUGUGUCCAUGCAGCUGGAACUGGUUGAGAACAUUUUAGGCAAUAUUCUAAGCAACGACAAAAUGAAAUUUACUGCAGAUGCCCAGCUCUUACCUAAAGAGGAGAUGAUUAUAACAGGAGCAAUGAUUGAAAUGAGUGGAGUGACCAUUCAGAAAAAUGAAGCUCAUCUUACUGGAACAGGAGAGCCUGAAGCUUUGGUGCCAUUGUAUGUGGUUCUUUAUGUGCUCAAUCUUCUAACUCAGAAGACAACUUAAUUAAUCAUGAUGCAUGAUUAAAUUGUACACAUUUAUCUGGGAAAGUCCAAUUUUUUCCAAGCUUGAAAAAAAUUCUUUUGGGCUGCAACUCCCACAAAACAUAGGUUUGGCAAACUGCAGUUCAGAAAAGUAACCUUUUUCAAUCCUUCUUCAGUGGGGCUUAGUUUUGAACAAAACACGGAUAGGGUUGUAUUGUCCUGCAUACAGGUACAGUAGAGUCUCACUUAUCCAACACUCGCUUAUCCAACAUUCUGGAUUAUCCAACGCAUUUUUGUAGUCAAUGUUUUCAAUACAUUGUGAUAUUUUGGUGCUAAAUUCGUAAAUACAGUAAUUACUACAUAGUAUUACUGCAUAUUGAACUACUUUUUCUGUCAAAUUUGUUGUAUAACAUGAAGUUUUGGUGCUUAAUUUCUAAAAUCAUAACCUAAUUUGAUAUUUAAUAGGCUUCUCCUUAAUCUCUCCUUAUUAUCCAACAUAUUCGCUUAUCUAACAUUCUGCCGGCCCGUUUAUAUUGGAUAAGUGAGACUCUACUAUAUAUACAGCCUUACUCUCUAACCCUCUUUGCACUUUUUAGCCUUCUUUUCAGACAUAUUUCAGGCCUUCUAAAAUUCUCUAUGUUUAUGGUUUUCCAAAUUGAUGUAUAGGUUGAUUAUCCCAUUAUCCAAAAAAUUCAAAAUUGUCUGCUUUGGUCUCUGUGAUAGUUACAUAUUUGCUUCCUAUUGUUUGCCUACUUUGUUUCAAGCACAAAAUAUUAAAGUACAGUAGAGUCUCACUUAUCCAACACUCGCUUAUCCAACGUUCUGGAUUAUCCAACACAUUUUUGUAGUCAGUGUUUUCAAUAUAUCGUGAUCUUUUGGUGCUAAAUUCGUAAAUACAGUAAUUACUACAUAGCAUUAAUGUGUAAUGAACUACUUUUUCUGUCAAAUUUGUUGUAUAACAUGAUGUUUUGGUGCUUAAUUUGUAAAUUCAUAACCUAUUUUGAUGUUUAAUAGGCUUUUUCUUAAUCUCUCCUUAUUAUCCAACAUAUUCGCUUAUCCAACAUUCUGCUGGCCCGUUUAUGUUGGAUAAGUGAGACUCUACUGUAGUGUAUAAAAUUAUCUUCAGGCUAUAUGUAUAAGAUGAUCAUAAAACAUAAUAUCUUAUAUGCUUGUUUAGACCCAUCUCCAAUAUUUGUUGUUAUGAUACAUAUAUCCUGCAAUUGGUAGUCCAGAAUCUGGAAAAAAAUCCAAAAUAUUUAUCUUAGCACCUUGAAUAAGGUAUAUUCAACCUGAAUCUAUAUCUCACACGUCACAAUCAUAUCAAUCACUUCCAAUGGAUUUGACACUAAGACAAUGUAUAAAGGAACUGUAAUACUAGAAUUAAUAUGGUCAUUUGAUAAAUUAACUUAUAUCUCAUAGUCUCAUCUAACAAUUCUGCUGAGCUUUCUGAUUCCAGUACCCUGCAUUUCCCAUUUGUUGAAUUUGUUUUAUUAUUAUUUUUCUAUUAAAUGCAUGAAUAUCCUGUGUCA
Messenger RNA from Anolis carolinensis (green anole), 3105 nucleotides. RefSeq names its product gasdermin-A. Bases 192 to 1598 code for a protein of 468 amino acids. The record is from RefSeq and is a predicted model, not a curated record. Gene Ontology annotation, biological process: defense response to bacterium; pyroptotic inflammatory response. NCBI's taxonomy places the organism in Eukaryota, Metazoa, Chordata, Lepidosauria, Squamata, Anolidae. The transcript has 12 exons. Gene Ontology annotation, molecular function: phosphatidylinositol-4-phosphate binding; phosphatidylinositol-4,5-bisphosphate binding; phosphatidylserine binding.